Molecule: messenger RNA, 2154 nt
Organism: Penicillium odoratum
Lineage: Eukaryota; Fungi; Ascomycota; Eurotiomycetes; Eurotiales; Aspergillaceae
Product: dynamin family protein
Exons: 5
Coding region: 1-2154 (717 amino acids)
Cellular component (GO): cytoplasm; microtubule; membrane
Molecular function (GO): GTP binding; microtubule binding; GTPase activity
Source: RefSeq, a predicted model, not a curated record
AUGUCCACAUCAAGUUCGAAUGGUGAAGAGGUGUUCUCGCAACAUUGCGAUGAAGAGACCCCGUUGGAUACACCCGAGCUUGUUCAUGAUGAGAAAGAUGACAAAAAUGAGGAAAGACCCGAGUCCGAGUGUGGUGAUGAUUCUGAUGAUGAGGUGUUGAGGAGCAUCGGCACCGUGGAGGGAGAAGAGCUUCUUGCCUUCUUCGACAAUGUCAGAAGUGCCUACCAAAUUGACACUAGCAGUCUUUCUCUCCCCCAGCUGGUCGUCGUUGGAAGCACCAGUUGCGGGAAGUCAUCGCUUUUACAGGGUCUCACAAAGCUCCCAUUCCCAGUGGACAAUGGGAUAUGCACCCUUUUUGCGACAGAAACUAUGAUUCACCGCUGCGAUCCAUCUGUGAAUCCACACUACUCAAUUACCAUACAAACAACCGAGCCAAAUGACUUCGUGCCCCGCGAAUAUUCCAAUGAAUCGUGGUCAAAUGUUUCUCUGCACCUCAAAAGCGACCUUGAGGAUAUAUUCAGCCAACAGCAUGCGAAGACUAACAUACCGCGACGACUGAUCAAUAAUAAAAGAAUUGAUCGCCUUCACGACCAGGUGAUGAAAGUCAAUGUCUACAAGCAUGAUCAAGCCCACUUCAGUGUGAUUGAUAUCCCGGGACUUAUUAGUGGUGGCUCGAAGUCGGAUCAGAGACUAUCUGAAAAUCUCGCACGCCAGUAUAUGAGCAACCCUCGUGCUAUAAUUCUGGCCGUCAUGCCUGCCGUUGACGACAUUCACAACCAAGCUGUUCUACGUCUUGCGAGAGAGGAAGGGGCCAUGAAACGGACAAUUGGAGUGGUUACCAAGUGUGACAUGCUACAAAAGCACGAUGAGGCAAAGACAAUUACCCUUCUCAAGAAUCAAGAUCCGGAGCAUAGGCUUGAACUAGGAUGGUUUGCUGUUCGCAACCGAACCACCGAAGAAAUCGAGCAGGGGCUUACGUAUCGAGAGCGAGACGAGAAGGAAUAUCGGCUGUUCAACCAGAAGCCUUGGUCGACUUUGCAUACCAACUUCGCGGGAAUUGCCAAUCUGAAGAACUGUGUUUCUGAUAUCAUGUACAAGCAUGUCAAGGCAAGUUUUCCUGCUGUGCAGAAGGAUAUCGUCGAAAAGCUCCAAUCGGCUAAGCACAACUUGGAUUUGCUGGGCGCUGCCAGGGACAGUGAGAAGAUGCAGUCCCUAUACCUGGAUGAUGUCCAGAGAAAGUUCGAAGACUUGGCUCAAAAAAGGCUUUCCGGACUUUACGAUGACUGUUCCCUUGAUCACCCAUCACGGCUGAGAUAUCAUUUAGACAAGCUCGUGGGGGAGCUUCAAAAGACCGUCGAAGAGGAUGGGAUUGAGCACAGAUACCCGACCGAUGAAGAAUUCGGGAAGCGGAUAAACGAGCUCGAAUAUAAAGAAAGCCCUGCUGAUUGGGAAGCAAAGAUCCUGGCGCCGGGCGAUAUAUUUAGCUGGAUGCUACGGUUCUGGAACGAAAACAGGGGUGAUGGCUUAUGGUACAUACCGCCACAAGACUACGAGAAUAGGCUUUGGAAAAGUCAGAUCAAAUCUUGGAACGGAAUUGCGAGCAAUUUCCUUUUCAAGACGCGUCAACUGAUCCAAGCCUUCUCAGAUUCUUUGCUAGAGGAGUUGUGCCCUGACAAGCAAAUUUAUGAAAAGAUCAGAAACGCCCUGCAAGCACAAAAAGAUGAGGCUAUUCUCCGGGCAGAGCAGGAACUUGAUGCCAUUUUGAGUGAGAUUGGCAGAAUGAAUACCUAUGAUCGAAGCUAUGUACAAAGAGUACAACAGAAACAUCAAGAUUGGAACGCAUUCCUCGAAACUUGUGAUAUCAAACUUCGGUAUAUUGGUACAACGUUUUUCAAUCUCACGGCAUUCCAAGAUCUCGCUCAGUGGCGAUUUGUGGACAAUGUGAUGAUUCAGGUUGUUGAACGCCACUUGUUAGGUCCGUCGGGACUUAUCUUCUGUUUCAGCUCGAAAUGGAUUCGAAACCUCUCCGGUCUUCAACUUGAUGAUCUUGUUGGGGAGGAUGAGGGACGGAAGCGAACGCGUGCCGAUCUACAAACCGAGAUCAAAGAGUUAGAUCAAAUUCUUGGGCAAGCUCAAGCUCUCCAGUAUAGGUAG